AUGAGAUACCGACUGCACCUAACUGUUCGGAUUUAUGAACACAUUCGACUUAAAGACAGGUUUAGGAAGGGAACUCAUUCAUCAUCUGGGGACUUCUCGCCGCGGUUUCUGGUGACAGCCCCCGGGAUCAUCAGGCCAGGAGGAAACGUGACCAUUGGGGUGGAGCUUCUGGAACACAGCCCCUCGCAGGUCACUGUGAAGGCGGAGGUAUUGAAGAUGGUGUCCAACCGCACUAUCCCCGUCCUAGAAGCAGAAGAAGUCUUUGAAAAAGGCUCGUUCAAGAUGCUUGUUCUCCCAUCUCUCCCUCUGAACAGUGGAAAUGAGAUAUAUGAGCUACAUGUCACCGGUCGCGCCGAGGAUGAGAUUCUGUUCUCUAACAGGACGCUCCUGUCAUUUGAGACCAAGAGAAUGUCUGUCUUCAUCCAAACAGACAAGCCCCUGUACAAGCCAAAGCAAGAAGUGAAGUUCCGUGUUGUUACACUCUUCUCAGAUUUCAAGCCUUACCAAACCUCUUUAAACAUUGUAAUUAAGGACCCCAGGUCAAAUUUGAUCCAACAGUGGCUGUCAGAAGAGAAUAAUCUUGGCGUUGUUUCCAAAACUUUUCAAUUGUCUUCCCACCCAAUAUUUGGUGACUGGUCCAUUCAAGUUCAAGUGAAUGACCAGACCUAUUACCAGGCAUUUCAGGUUUCAGAAUAUGUAUUACCACAAUUUGAAGUUACUUUGCAGACACCAUUGUAUUGUUCCUUGAAUUCUAAAAGUUUAAAUGGUACCAUCGUGGCAAAGUACACAUAUGGAAAGCCAGUGAAAGGAGAUGUAACACUGACUUUCUUACCUUUGUCCUUUUGGGGGGUGAAGAAAAACAUUACAAAACAUUUUAAGAUAAAAGGAUCUGCAAACUUCUCUUUUAAUGAUGAAGAGAUGAAAAAGGUCAUGGAUUUUUCAGAUGGGCAUUAUGACCACAUGGAACUUUCUUCUCCUGGGCCGGUCGAAAUCUCAGCCACAGUGACGGACUCACUCACAGGUAUCUCGAGGAAUGCAAGCUCCAAUGUGUUUUUCAAGCAGAAUGAUUAUAUCAUUGACUUUUUGGAUUAUGCUAAUGUCUUGAAGCCAUCUCUCAACUUCACAGCCACUGUAAAGAUAAUUCGUUCUGAUGGCCAUCAGUUGACUCUUGAAGAAAGAAGAAAUAAUGUGAUAAUAACAGUGACGCAAAGAAAUCAAACCUACUACAGGAGCAGAUGGAAUACUAGAAACCAGGAAGGAGUUGUCGAGAUCAUGAAUUUCACUCUUCCCUCAAAUGGAAUCUUUAAGAUUGAAUUCCCAAUCCUGGCUGAUUCCAUGGAGCUUCAAUUGAAGGCCCAUUUUCUUGAUACUGUAAAUAGCAUGGAAGUUCAUGGUAUGUUUAAGUCUCCUAGUAAUACAUACAUCCAGCUGAAAAUAAAAAAUGAAAAUAUAAAGGUGGGAUCGCCAUUUGAGUUGGUGGUUAGUGGCAACAAACCAUUGAAGGAGCUAAGCUAUAUGGUAGUAUCCAGAGGACAGUUAGUAUCUGUAGGCAAACAAAAUUCAGCAACCUUCUCUUUAACACCAGAACAUUCGUGGGCUCCAAGAGCCUGUAUUAUUGUGUAUUAUAUUGAAGAUGAUGGGGAAAUUGUAAAUGAUGUUCUAAAAGUUCCUGUUCAGCUUGUUUUUAAAAAUAAGAUAAGCCUCUUUUGGAGUAAACGGAAUGCCGAACCAUCUGAGACAGUCUCUCUUAGGGUCGCUGUGACACAGCCUCAUUCGCUAGUCGGGAUUGUAGCUGUCGAUAAAAGUGUGAAUCUGAUGAAUGCCUCAAAUGAUAUUACUAUGGAAAAUGUGGCUCAUGAAUUGGAACUUUACAACACAGGAUAUUAUUUAGGCAUGUUCAUGAAUUCUUUUUCAGUAUUUCAGGAAUGUGGUCUCUGGGUAUUGACAGAUGCAAACCUGGCGAAAGAUUACAUCGACGGUGUUUAUGACAACCCCGAGGUGGCCGAGAGGUUUGUGGAGGAGAGUGGCAGUUACGACGUCCUAUAUUCUCAGGAACUUUCUUCCGAGAACAGCCCACGUGUCAGGAAGCAUUUUCCAGAGACUUGGAUCUGGCUAGACGCCGACAUGGGUUCCAAAAUUUACCAGGAAUUUGAAGUUACUGUACCUGAUACUAUCACUUCUUGGGUGGCUACAGCUUUUGUGAUCUCGGAGGACCUAGGUCUUGGGCUGACCAAUGCUCCCGUGGAGCUGCAAGCCUUCCAACCAUUUUUUAUUUUUUUGAAUCUUCCCUACUCGGUUAUUCGAGGUGAAGCCUUUGCUUUGGAAGUCACCGUAUUCAAUUAUUUGAAAGAAGCCAUGGAGGUUAAGGUAAUCAUCGAGGAAAGUGACAAAUUCGAAAUCCUAGGUUCUUCAAAUGAAGUAAAUGCCACACGGCUCCAGCAGACCAUACUGGCUCCCCAAGAGGAUGGAACAACUGUAAUUUUCCCAAUCAAACCAACACACCUGGGAGAGAUUCCUAUCAUAGUCAAAGCAGUCUCACCCACAGCUUCUGAUGCUGUCACCCAGAAUAUUUUAGUAAAGGCUGAAGGAAUAGAAAAAUCAUAUUCACAAUCCAUCUUAUUAGACUUGACCGACAACAAACUGAAAAACACCCCAAAAACUUUGAGCUUCUCCUUUCCUCCUGAGACAGUGAGUGGUAGUGAAAGAGUGCAGGUCACUGCAAUUGGAGAUAUUCUUGGCUCUUCUAUCAAUGGCUUAGCCUCAUUGAUUAGGAUGCCUUAUGGUUGUGGGGAACAGAACAUGAUAAAUUUUGCGCCAAAUAUUUAUGUUUUGGAUUAUUUGACUAAAAAGAAACAACUGACGGAAAAUUUGAGAGAAAAAGCACUCUCGUUUAUGAGGCAAGGUUACCAGAGAGAGCUUCUCUAUCAAAGGGACGAUGGCUCUUUCAGUGCUUUCGGGAAUGAUGACCCUUCUGGGAGUACUUGGUUGUCAGCUUUUGUUUUGAGAUGUUUCCUGGAAGCGGAUUCUUACAUAGAUAUUGAUCAGAAUGUGUUACAAAGAACCUACACUUGGCUCAAAGGACAUCAGAAAUCGAAUGGUGCAUUUUGGGAGCCGGGAAGAGUGAUCCACAGUGAGCUCCAAGGGGGCGCUAAAAGCCCGCUCACACUUACCGCCUACAUCGUGACGUCGCUCCUGGGGUACAAAAAGUAUCAGCCUAAUAUUGAUGUGCAACAGUCUAUCCGUUUCUUGGAGAUGGAGUUCAGUCAAGGAAUCUCAGACAACUACACUCUGGCCCUUGUGACAUACGCACUGGUGUCAGUGAGGAGUCCUUUAGCCCCGGAAGCUUUGGAUAUCCUAACUCAGAGAGCAGAGCAAGAAGGAGACAUGCAAUUCUGGGUGUCAUCAGUGUCCACACUCACGGAAUCUUGGCAGCCAAGGUCUCUGGAUAUCGAAGUUGCUGCCUAUGCACUGCAUUCCUACUGCUUGCAGUUUCAGGUUCCUCAGGGAAUUGCAGUCAUGAAGUGGCUAAGCAAGCAAAGAAAUAGCUGGGGAGGUUUUGCAUCUACACAGGACACCAUUGUGGCCUUGAAAGCCCUUUCCGAAGUUGCAGCCCUAACAAGCACAGAAUGGACAAACCUCCAAGUGACAGCGAUGGGGCCUAGUUCCCCAAACCCUGUAAAGUUUCUGAUUGACACACAGAAACGCUUUCUGCUUCAGUCAGCAGAGCUUCCUGUGGUGCAGCCAACUGCAAUUAAUAUUUCUGCAGAAGGUUUUGGAUUUGCUAUUUGUCAGCUCAACGUUAUUUAUAAUGUGAAAAAUUCAGAAUCCUCUAGACGACGACGAGCUCUCCGGAAUCAAGAAGCCUUUGAUUUAGAUGUUGCUGUGCACGAUGAGGAGCAUGAUGGGAACCACUUGAAUCUGAGUGUUUGCACAAGGUUUUUAGGACCAGGUGGGAGUGGCAUGGCCCUGAUGGAAGUUCAGCUGCUCAGUGGCUUCUCUGUGCCCUCAGAGGGGAUUCUCCCGAGUGAGACAGUUAAGAAAGUGGAGCAUGAUCACGGGAGACUCAACCUGUACUUGGAUUCGGUAAAUGAAACCCAGUUUUGUGUUGAUAUUCCUGCUGUGAGAAACUAUAAGGUUUCAAAUACCCAAGAUGCAUCGGUCUCCAUAGUGGAUUACUAUGAACCAAGGAGACAAGCGGUGAGGAGCUACAACGCCAAGACGAAGCUGUCCUCCUGCGACCUUUGUGGGGACGUCGCUGGCUGCCGCCUGUGCAAGGAUGGAGCUGCAGGCGCCCCCCGUCACUGGUGGGCCAUUUCAGCCCUCUGCGUCUCGCUUCUGUGCUCUUUGCAGCGUUGGCUGUGAUUUCUUCCUUAAGGACUCGGGCUCACACUAACAUUUCCAGAAAUCACAUGCCUUUGCUUUGUUUUCGUAAUGAAUAUGGCUUCUAUAUUGAAAAACACGUUUUCUCUUUUUUUUUUGUAGGGUUAGGGCGGGGGAUGGAUGAUGAUCUGUGUAUAUGUAGGUGCUAGUACACGUCGCUGCAUACGUUUCUUCAUCUGGCCUCCACCUGAAAGAAACGUCAAAGUGAUUGCAUUUAUAUUUCUUUAGUUCCCCUCCCGAAAUGUUUCAGGAUCUUUUUUCGUUGUGUGUGUGGUUUGUUUUCUCCAGAAUAAAAAUGUUGAGUGAGA
Echinops telfairi (small Madagascar hedgehog) is the source of this 4688-nucleotide messenger RNA. RefSeq names its product CD109 molecule (gene CD109). The record is from RefSeq and is a predicted model, not a curated record. Bases 1 to 4362 code for a protein of 1453 amino acids. Gene Ontology annotation, cellular component: extracellular region. The transcript is spliced from 33 exons. Gene Ontology annotation, molecular function: endopeptidase inhibitor activity. NCBI's taxonomy places the organism in Eukaryota, Metazoa, Chordata, Mammalia, Afrosoricida, Tenrecidae.